AUGUUUCAGAACAGUACAUCUAUUCAAUCAGGGAUUUGUUCAAAACAAUUUGAAGAUGAUCGAUUUACUGAUGAAUCAUCUUCACAAGAUUUUUUUACUUCAUCAAAUAGAAAAUUAUCCGAUGAUCAAUCGGAUUUUGUAUCAAUUAAUUUUGAUUCAGAAAUCAAUUGCAAUAAUUGUAUGACAGAUGUUAAUGAUCUAUUUUGUGAUAAAGAUACAUUUUUACCAUGUCUUGAACCAGAAACAUUUAUUCCAUCGAAACCGGUGAUUACAUCGACUCGAGGUGGACGUAUUAAUAGUAAAUAUGGUAAAGGCAAACCAGCUCAAGCUUAUAUUAAUUCUGAUAUAAUUAAUCGAAAACGUGUUCGACGUGCUUCUCGUCGUCGUCAUCGAUUAAGUUCAGAUUCUCCAACACCGACAAAUUCAAUAAGUCCACAAUCACAUUCAUCAAAUUCUGAUAAUACACAAACUGUGCAAUGUCAUCGAACAUUAUCAAGUUCACGUGGAAGACCAAUUAAAAUACGAAAAGAUGAUUAUAGUACAACAAUAACAGCGGCGACGACAACAUUCCAUGAAAAUUUAUCUUCUCAACAAGAAACCGUAAAAGAAGAUGAAGAACAUCAUUCAGUAACUGUUCUAUGUGCUUCAAAUGAAGUUUAUGCUGUUUCACAAGAUAUGUGUGUUAGUUGUGGAAGUAUUGGUUUAGAUGAUGAAGGUCGUCUUAUAUCAUGUUCUCAAUGUGGACAAAGUUAUCAUCCAUAUUGUGUUGGAUUUACAAAAAUGAUUUCCAAAGUUUUAUUUGAUAAAGGUUGGCGUUGUCUUGAUUGUACUGUAUGUGAAUGUUGUGGUAAAACAACAGAUGAAGGAAAACUUUUAUUAUGUGAUGACUGUGAUAUAUCAUAUCAUACAUACUGUCUUACACCACCACUUGAUCAAGUACCAAAAGGAAAUUGGAAAUGUCAAUGGUGUGUUCAUUGUUUAAAAUGUGGUUCAACAAGUCCAGGUAUUGAUUGUCAAUGGGAAAAUAAUUAUACUGAAUGUGGUCAAUGUUAUUCAUUAAGUACAUGUCCAUUAUGUUUACGUAAAUAUUGUUUAGAUGAAUUAAUAAUACAAUGUAUGAAUUGUAAUCGUUGGUGUCAUAGCAUGUGUGCAAAUAUCUUUACUGAAGAAAUGGCAGCUAAAAAAUGUAAUGAACAAUCAUUUAUAUGUCUUUUAUGUAAACCAGAUCAAUCAACAUUAACAUUAAUGAGACAUUCAUCAACCAAUUCAAUAAAUGAACAACAAAUUUUACAAGCUAAAUCAGUUAAAUUUGAUGAAGGUGUUUAUUUAACAGAGAAUGGUAUUGCACAUUUAAAAUCUAUUCGACCAAAAACAUUAACACAUCCAUCAAGAAAAUCAAAACAAAUGAUACAAAAAAAUCAAAAUUUAUUUAAGCGAAUGAAUUCAACAUUAACUAAUGAUGAUGAACGUUCCGAUGAAGAUAAAAAUCAUUUGAUAAAUGAACAACAAAUUAAAAAACCUUCAAUUAAAAAAUAUACAGGUAUUGGUGGAUUUAUUGUUAAAAUACGUGGUAAUCGUCGUCGCCAAGAUUUACUUCAUAUGGAUAGUGAAUUAUUACGAACAAAAAAUAAACGUUUACGAAAAACUAUACUUGAAGAACAUAUGCCACCUGAAAUGCAGGAAGCUUUUUUUGGUAUGGAUUUAGCUAAUCAAAAUCAAGCAAAAAAUCCACUGAAAGAUGAUUUAUCUUGUGAUAAAGAAUCAAUAAUGAAUUUAAAAUAUUUAAAUAAUGAAUAUUCAAUUCAACUUGAUUCUGAUACAAUUAAAUAUUUAACAACAAAGAAAAAAUCACUUUUAUCUGUAACAAAUGAUGAAGAAAAUGAAAUGCAACCAAUAUUUGGUAAUGAAGAAUUUAUUGAUUUAGUAGAUUAUAUACUUAAUCCAGCUCCAAAUCCACCAUGUAAUUCUUCAGGUGAUAUUUGGGAAUUUAUUGAAUUUGUUGAUCAACCAAAUCAAAAUGAUAAUUCAUCAGUUAUGGAUUGGCCAAAUAAUAGUAUUUAUCAAACAAAUAAUCCUAAUCAAAUCAUUCGUAAUAUGGCACGAGAAUUAGAAGAAUCAACAGUUGGUCCAUUACAAAAUACUCUUCUUUCGCAAACAAAUAAAAAUAUUCUCCGUCAUGAUUGUAUGCCAUGGUUAUCAUCCUCGCAUAUAAAUCAAUCAUCAUUAGUCAAUAAUAAUUAUUCGUGCCCUGAUGGACGAUCAUUAUCAGCAGUUCAAUCACCUGAAUUCAAUCGUUCAACUAAUGAUAUUAAACGUAAUCAAACAUCAUUAGGAAUUGAUGAAUCCUAUCAUUUAUUUCAAGUAUAUCAGCAUCAACAACAACAAAUACAAGCAGAUAAUUUACAAAAAUCAAUAAUUAUUGAUAAACAACAAUGUUUAACAUCAACACAUUAUCCACAAAAUGGUCUUCAACAUUCAACAUCUUAUCAACAACAUUCCUUACCACCACUUGAUCUUCAAUCAUCAUUCGGUAAAGAUCCUUCAGCUUUAUUUCUAACAAAAACUAAUAAACAUCAAACUAAAACAUUGCCUUAUUCAACUUAUAAUAAUUCUUCUGAUGUAAUUCAACAAUAUCAUUCUCAACCGCCACCACCACCACCUAUGAGAUCAACAUCUUGUUAUAGUGUAUUACCAUCAACAAACCUACAACGAACAAAUUCAAAUAUUGAUACAUCAUUUUCGGAACCAAACAUAAUUACAAAUGGAAAAAAAUCGACUCCACGUGUUGAUAUAUUACAAAAUGUACCAAUUGAUGUUCUUGAAAAAAUAGAUGAAGUUAUUUCAAGUGUUAUAUCUGGUCAAGGUGAUAUUCCAAUUGAAUCUGAUCAUACACGUCAACGUUAUCAAUCACGUUUAUCAUAUACAGAACAACAUAAUGUUAUCUGUGAUUCAUCUUAUAUGCCAUUAAAUCAAGAGAAUUUAUCAAAACAACAAUAUGAUUAUUUUCCACCACCAUCAUCAUCAUCAUCAACAUCUCAUGAAGCAGGACGUACUGCUGUAGCUGAACUUAUUUCAUCGAUAUUAUCUAAUGGUGCAUCAUCAUCAACAACAAUGUGA
This is a messenger RNA of Adineta steineri, 3117 nucleotides long. Lineage: Eukaryota; Metazoa; Rotifera; Eurotatoria; Adinetida; Adinetidae. The record is from the annotation of a GenBank genome assembly.